Hemisphaericaspora subhashii is the source of this 3144-nucleotide messenger RNA. RefSeq names its product ribosome biosynthesis protein. Gene Ontology annotation, biological process: rRNA acetylation involved in maturation of SSU-rRNA. NCBI's taxonomy places the organism in Eukaryota, Fungi, Ascomycota, Pichiomycetes, Serinales, Debaryomycetaceae. The transcript has a single exon. Gene Ontology annotation, molecular function: 18S rRNA cytidine N-acetyltransferase activity; tRNA binding; ATP binding. Bases 1 to 3144 code for a protein of 1047 amino acids. Gene Ontology annotation, cellular component: 90S preribosome; nucleolus. The record is from RefSeq and is a predicted model, not a curated record.
AUGGGAAAGAAAGCUAUUGAUUCUCGUAUCCCAUCUCUCAUCAGAAAUGGUGUUCAAGAGAAACAAAGAAGUUUCUUUAUAAUUGUUGGUGAUAAAGCCCGUAAUCAAUUACCUAAUUUACAUUAUUUAAUGAUGAGUGCUGAUUUAAAGAUGAACAAAUCAGUCUUAUGGGCAUAUAAGAAGAAAUUGUUAGGUUUUACGUCACAUAGACAAAAGAGAGAAGCUAAGAUUAAGAAAGAUAUUAAGAGAGGUAUUAGAGAAGUAAAUGAACAAGAUCCAUUUGAAGCAUUUAUUUCAAAUCAACAUAUUAGAUAUGUUUAUUAUAAAGAAACUGAAAAGAUCUUGGGUAAUACUUAUGGGAUGUGUAUCUUACAAGAUUUCGAAGGGUUGACUCCUAAUUUAUUAGCAAGGACUAUUGAAACUGUUGAAGGAGGUGGAUUGGUUGUUAUUCUUUUGAAAUCUAUGACUUCAUUAAAACAAUUAUAUACCAUGACUAUGGAUAUCCAUUCUAGAUACAGAACUGAAGCACAUGAUGAUGUAGUGGCUAGAUUCAAUGAACGUUUCUUACUUUCCUUAGGAUCAUGUGAAACUUGUUUAGUUGUCGAUGAUGAAUUGAAUGUUUUACCUAUUUCAGGUGGGAAGCAUGUCAAACCAUUACCGCCUAAAGAUGACGACGAAUUAACUCCAAAUGAAAAGGAAUUAAAAGAAUUAAAGGAAAGUUUAGCAGAAGUACAACCAGCUGGAUCUUUGGUUGGGUUAUCCAAGACUAUAAACCAAGCCCAAGCGAUCUUGACAUUUAUCGAUGUUAUAUCAGAAAAGACUUUAAGAAGUACCGUUACAUUAACUGCAGGUAGAGGUCGUGGUAAAUCUGCUGCACUUGGUAUUGCCAUUGCUGCUGCUAUUUCCCAUGGAUAUUCAAAUAUUUUUGUUACUUCUCCAUCUCCUGAAAAUUUAAAAACCCUUUUCGAAUUUGUUUUUAGAGGAUUUGAUGCUUUGGGAUAUACUGAACAUAUGGAUUAUGAUAUUAUUCAAUCAACCAACCCUUCAUUCAAUAAAGCUAUUGUUAGAGUUGAUCUUAAGAGAGAACAUCGUCAAACUAUUCAAUAUAUUUCUCCAAAUGAUAGUCAUGUAUUGGGACAAGCAGAAUUGGUUAUUAUUGAUGAAGCCGCUGCUAUUCCAUUACCUAUUGUUAAGAAACUCAUGGGUCCUUAUUUGAUUUUCAUGGCUUCUACUAUUAAUGGUUAUGAAGGUACUGGUAGAUCCUUAUCCUUGAAAUUAAUUCAACAAUUAAGACAUCAAUCCAAUAAUACCACUCCUGCCGAUACCGCUAUUGUCUCCAGAGAUAAGAAAUCAGCCGAAACCGGUUCAUUGACAAGAAAUUUGAAAGAAGUCGUCUUGGAUGAACCAAUCAGAUAUGCCCCUGGUGAUCCAGUUGAAAAAUGGUUGAAUAAAUUACUUUGUUUGGAUGUUUCCUUAUCCAAAAAUGCAAAAUUUGCAACAAAGGGAACCCCACAUCCUUCUCAAUGUAACUUAUUCUAUGUGAAUAGAGAUACUUUAUUCUCCUACCAUCCAGUUUCCGAAGCUUUCUUACAAAAAAUGAUGGCAUUAUAUGUUGCUUCUCAUUAUAAGAAUUCUCCAAAUGAUUUACAAUUAAUGAGUGAUGCCCCAGCACAUCAACUAUUCGUAUUGUUGCCACCUAUAGAAGAAGGCGAUAAUAGAAUCCCUGACCCACUCUGUGUUAUUCAAUUGGCUUUAGAAGGUGAAAUCUCGAAAGAAAGUGUUAGAAAAUCAUUAUCAAGAGGACAAAGAGCCGGUGGUGAUUUGAUUCCUUGGUUAAUUUCACAGCAAUUCCAAGAUGAAGAAUUUGCUUCUUUAUCUGGGGCUAGAAUUGUUAGAAUUGCUACCAAUCCGGAAUAUUCUGGUAUGGGAUAUGGAUCUAGGGCUAUCGAAUUAUUACAAGAUUAUUAUCAAGGGAAAUUCACUGAUAUUAGUGAAUCUACCGAGCUUAAUGAUCAUACAAUUACUAGGGUCACUGAUAAAGAAUUGGCUAAGGCUUCUUUGAAGGAUGAAAUUAAAUUAAGAGAUGCAAAGACAUUGCCUCCAUUGUUAUUGAAAUUGUCUGAAAAAGCUCCAUAUUAUUUACAUUAUUUAGGAGUUUCCUAUGGAUUUACUUCCCAAUUACAUAAAUUCUGGAAACGAUGUGGAUUUUCUCCAGUUUAUUUAAGACAAACUCCAAAUGAAUUAACUGGUGAACAUACAAGUGUGGUUAUAAAUGUCUUACCAGGGAGAGAAGAUGCUUGGUUACAUGAAUUCUCCAAGGAUUUCCAUAAACGUUUCUUAUCCUUGUUGUCUUAUGAAUUUAGAAAAUUCCAAGCUUCUCAAGCAUUAAGUAUCAUUGAAGCUACUGAAGUAGGUGAAGGUAUUGGUUCAUCUGCAGUUCAGAAAUUAACUAAACAACAAUUGGAUGAACGUUUAUCACCUUUCGAUUUAAAGAGACUAGACUCAUAUGCUAAUAAUUUAUUAGAUUAUCAUGUUAUUGUGGAUAUGUUACCUUUACUUGCCCAAUUAUUUUUCUCCAAAAAGACAGGCGAUGAAGUUCAUUUGUCCUCCGUACAAUCAGCAAUUUUAUUAGCUAUUGGUUUACAACAUAAAGAUAUUGAUCAAAUCUCAAAUGAAUUACACUUACCUUCAAACCAAUCAAUGGCCAUGUUUGCCAAAAUUGUUCGUAAGUUCUCUGUAUACUUCAGAAACGUCUUAAGUAAAGCCAUUGAAGAGACAAUGCCUGCCUUAGAAGAUGAGCAAGUCAAGGAAAUGGAAGGUGGUGAAGAAGAAGAAGUGGUUGAUUAUGCAGCUGUCGAACAACAAUUACAAGAUGAUUUGACCGAGGCUGGGGAUGAAGCCAUUAAAGAAAUGAGAGAAAAACAACGUGAAUUGAUCAAUGCUAUUAAUUUGGAUAAGUAUGCUAUUGCAGAUGAUGCUGAUUGGGAAGGUGCAGAGAAGUCUUUGACUAAGGCAGCAAAGAAAGGUGGUGUUGUUGGAGUUAAGAGUAAGAAUUCAAAGAGGAAGUCUACUGAAAGUGCUACUGAGAUUUAUGAAAAGGAAAUGAAGCUGGUUAGCAAGAAACUUAAGAAAUCUAAAAAGUAA